Messenger RNA from Closterium sp. NIES-67, 2131 nucleotides. Lineage: Eukaryota; Viridiplantae; Streptophyta; Zygnematophyceae; Desmidiales; Closteriaceae. The record is from the annotation of a GenBank genome assembly.
CGCCCUGGUUCUGACUCCAACGAAACAAGGGAGUCGUCACAGAAUGUGACGACGCCGUCGCACGAUCGCACACGUGACGCCCACGAUCGUGUGCGACGUACCCCACGCGUCGCUCGUUCUACCAUGUCCGCUGCUCGCGCUUUCUCCCGCCGUCGGCCCCCUCGACUAUCCCGCCACCAUCCCAGCCUCAUCAGAGUCCUCUCUCUUUCCGCCGCUCCCCCUCCCCCUUUUCAACCGCGCGCCCCUUCCUUUCCCGUAGCCCAUUCCGCCUCCACCGCUCCGCCUCCAUCCGCACCCGCGCAUCCCAGCGCUCCCGCGCCUCACGCGCCGCUGCCCUUGCCCGCGACAUCUUCCGCGCAUUAUAACUUCCUCCCCUCGUCCGCCCAUGCGUCACGCCCCGCGCCGUUUGCGCCGCCCCGCUCGCCUUCCCCGGCGGCAUGCCCCGUGCGCAGGCCAGACCCCGCCGACGUGCCUCCGCAGGAGUGGGGGCGGCGGGUAGUAACCACGCGCGCAGCAGCCGUUGGCGGUGCGGGAGAAGGGGCGGGUGAGGGGGAGGAGGCGGGGUGUGUGGUGGUGGGGGCAGGCGUGGUUGGGCUGGCGGGCGAGAGAGGCGAGAGAGACGAGAGAGGCGAGAGAGUGGAGAGCAGAGUGGUGGAUUUUGAGGCGAGGGAGAGGGAGGAGGUGGAGUGUGUGGUGGUGGGCGCAGGCGUGGUGGGGCUGGCGGUGGCGCGCGCGCUGGCAGUGGCGGGGCGGGAGGUGCUGGUGGUGGAGGCGGGGGCCGACGUGGGGGGCGGAAUCAGCUCGCGGAACAGCGAAGUGAUCCACGCAGGGCUGUACUACGCACAUGGGUCGUUGAAGGCACGCCUGUGUGUGGAAGGGCGGCGACAGCUGUAUGCUUUCUGUGAGGACAGGGGAGUGCCGCACCGCAGGGUCGGCAAGCUGGUGGUUGCCACGUCAGCGGACCAAGUGCCACAGCUGCAGCAGCUUAAGCGCCACGCAGAGGGCAACGGGGUGGAAGGUCUGCGAAUGGUCUCUAGGGAGGAAGCGAGGCUGCUCGAGCCUCACGUGGACUGCCAUGCGGCGCUGCUGUCGCCACACACAGGAAUUCUGGACUCGCAUGCUCUCAUGCUAGCUCUACAGGCAGAAGCAGAGGCAGCAGGGGCGGUUUUCGCGUUCAACUCUGCAGCAGUGGCCAUCCAAGCCCAUCCCUCCGACCCCUUCCCUCUCCUCACCACCAUCCGAAACUCCAACAACUUCGACAAGUCUAUCCCGUCUUCCGCUCCCAAACACAGUCAGCAAUCACCCCCCAGCCCAUCCUCCAAUGUUGGAAUGGCAAACACCACCACCACCACUGCCACCACCGCCACCACCGCCUCCACCGCCACCACCGCCACCACGUCGCUGUACUCGCGCUAUGUGGUCAACGCUGCUGGGCUCGAAGCCGUACCCCUCGCUUACCACACACGUCUGAGAACCUUCCAUCAUUCGAGACCCACCCUUGACAACGCUCACUUGCCUCCUCUGCCUCCUCUCCACUUGGCGCGCGGCCAUUACUUCGCCCAUGCCGGCGCCGCACCGUUCUCCCGCCUCGUGUAUCCCUUGCCGGAGCCGGGGGGCCUGGGCGUGCAUGCCACCCUGGAUCUGGCGGGGCGAGUGCGGUUCGGACCGGACGUGCAGUGGUUGAAUGCGGUGCCGCUCUCUGCUGCUCACGGCCAGCCGAUCAGCUACGACUAUUCAGUGGACCCCAGCAGAGCCACUGCCUUCUACGCUGCGAUCCGCAAGUACUUCCCCUCGCUGCAGGACGGUGCCCUGCACGCAGACUAUGCCGGCAUUCGCCCCAAGCUGACCGGCCCAGGAGAACCAGCUGAGGACUUUCUUAUUCAGAGGCACGCCACGCAUGGCAUUCCUCCUGGCCUCAUCAACCUCCUGGGGAUAGAGUCCCCGGGCCUCACCUCCUCACUGGCCAUUGCAGAUCACGUGAAGAGUCUGUUGUAGGCUUGGGCUGGUAGCUCUGUGUCAACUUAUACAUUUGCUGUACAUGUAUAGUUAUAGGCUAGACAGGUUCGUGCUCGUAGAGAGUACAACCCGAAACCCUUAUAUCACCAUGUAUGCUCUUGCUAGAGUACACUUC